Geodia barretti is the source of this 553-nucleotide messenger RNA. The record is from the annotation of a GenBank genome assembly. NCBI's taxonomy places the organism in Eukaryota, Metazoa, Porifera, Demospongiae, Tetractinellida, Geodiidae.
GAGUAAAAGUUAGUGUCGGCCUGCGUGUGUCGAGGCGGCGGCGUGACAUUUGGUGGCAGCGGUGGGAUAGGACGUCGUAAGUCGAUCGGUGGGACCUACCGGGAGAUGACCACGAGAUCUGGGGCGACGUACAAGCCUGCGAUGGAGAGAGGACGAGAGGAGGGAGCUGCGGACGAAGGCACAGCACGUACGGAAGCGACAUGCGUAAAGUCGGCACCACUGACCGACUUAGUGCGACUGCUCAUAGAGGACCGUCAGCGGAGAGCUGGCGGAGGAGCGUAGAUGGCGGGAGCUCGAGGCGAACCGACACAAGAGAGAACUGAGAGAACAGAUGGACACGACAAAGAAGGAUGGUCCCAGAAAAGACACCCGAAGGUGUCACAUCUGCCAGCAGGAAGGCCAUAUCGCGGCCAACUGCAAGGAGAAGGACAAGCAACCGAACGACACGAGCUCUAAGAAGGAACGCGGGCGAGAUCAGACUGAACGGAGAUGCUACAACUGCCAUCAGCGGGGCCACCUGGCCCGAGACUGUCCGAGUGCCCUUUACUGUGGA